Molecule: messenger RNA, 1290 nt
Organism: Schistocerca americana (American grasshopper)
Lineage: Eukaryota; Metazoa; Arthropoda; Insecta; Orthoptera; Acrididae
Product: protein sister of odd and bowel-like
Exons: 8
Coding region: 1-1290 (429 amino acids)
Biological process (GO): regulation of transcription by RNA polymerase II; negative regulation of DNA-templated transcription
Cellular component (GO): transcription regulator complex; histone deacetylase complex
Molecular function (GO): transcription corepressor activity
Source: RefSeq, a predicted model, not a curated record
AUGUGUGUGCCGUGUCCCGGUCUGCACGAGGUGCCGGGGGUGCGUCUGCCGCUGCAGACGGCGAGCUACGCGUCGUCGCCGAGCCCGCCGCUGCACGGCCACGGGCACGGGCACGCCGUGCUCAUGUACUCGGCGUCCGGGCACGCGGGCGACGCCGUGACGCUGCAGCUGAGCGAGCUGGACGCGAGCUCGGGCGACAAGCUGGCCGGCGUGCUGGCGCGCCUCGCCGGCUCCGAGGACGCGACGCUCUCCAUCAGCCUGCAGGACGCCGCCGGCGAGCUGUCCGCGCUCGCCGACGGCGCCGCCAUCGACGUCCUGCUCGGCGCCUCCUCGCUGCACGCCGCCAACGCCGGUAACGGCGGCGCGACGGCGACGUUCGACCUGUUCGACUCGGAGAGCGCGCACGACCUGACGCUGUCGCCGCAGACGUUCACGAGCUCCACCGAGGCGUUCAUCAACGACAACUCGGACAGCCUGGGGGUGCCGGGGGACACCGACACAGUGGGCAGCUCCGAGGACGCCAAGGCGGCCACGCCCGACUCCAGCAAGCUGGCCGUGAAGAAGGCGCGCCCCAAGGCAUCGUCGCCCAACCGCCAGGGGCCGCAGCAGUGCCAGGUGUGCGGAAAGGUGUUUGGCAACGCGUCGGCGCUGGCCAAGCACAAGCUGACGCACAGCGACGAGCGGAAGUACGUCUGCGGCAUGUGCGGGAAGGCGUUUAAGCGCCAGGACCACCUGAACGGCCACAUGCUGACGCACCGGAACAAGAAGCCGUACGAGUGCAAGGCGGAGGGCUGCGGCAAGAGCUACUGCGACGCGCGCUCGCUGCGGCGGCACACGGAGAACCACCACACGUCGGGCAGCGGGGGCGGGGGCGCCAGCAGCUCGUCCUCCUCGUGCAUCCAGUACGCGCCGCCCCCCGCCACCACCUCCGCGUCGCCCGCCGCCGGCAGCACCUCCGCCCCCGCCAAGGGCGGCGGCAGCCAGCUGCAACAGCUGCUCGCCUCCGACCCGGCCUCCUCGUCCACUCCUCGGCCCACAACGCCCGCCACCAACUCGUCGUCUUCCGCCACGUCCUCCAAGAAGCAGCAGCAGCAGGCCAAGCAGGAGGCGGCGGCUGCCAAGACCCGCUCCUGGGCGGCGCAGGUAGGCCGCUGGCCGUGCAAGCGCGCGCCACCGCGCUCUCUCCCUCCCACCGACAGGUGCAGAGGACGAAGCCGAACCCCAAACCUGACCUGGCGCGACGGCAGUCCUAAGUCGAUUAUCUACCGGGCGAUUAAAAUGUCAGUAUAA